AGAAACCUACGGGAAGUUGUCGUGCUACAUUUAUUUGAAGUGAACCCACCAAAAAAGAAGCUUGGGACAAGUUUUGACUCAUUUCGGCGAGUGGCUCAUACCCCUAAAAACCAGCAAGCAAGCACGACUUCGCCUUGCAGGUUAAGGAAUACAUGUAAGUAAGGGCCCGAGCUGCAAAUGAAUUAUUAUUCGAUAUUAGAUACGAAUAGGCCAAUACCAAAACUGAGUUUUCGAGUUACAUCAUACGAAAUAUCGUCAGCAAGAAAACCAAACAACUUGACAACUACAAAAUAGGGUCUUAUUCUGAGUCAAUCCAUAAUAAACAUCUACUCCUUUAUUCUUACAGCAAGAUCACAUGCUUAUUCGUAUCUAACAAAGCCACCCACACAAUCGAAUCGUAUUCUUAUUCCGAGAGGAGAUCUGAACUACCCCAGUUUCGCGCGGAGAAAAUGCAACCCUACACGAGAUGUGGAGGAGAUAUAUCACAUAACCUAGGAGGUAGGUAGUAUUGGGGAAAUGAUGCCGUCUUAUGAUGCACAAGUCGCAUGGUUCCUGGCUCUAGCAGGCAUUUGGAUCAUACCAUAUAAACGAGAUAUAAAUUAGGUCUCUAUGCAUGCGUGCGCGUGUAAAUAAAAAACCAAUGUAAAUAUCCAACGACUUCCCACGAUAACUUCAUUUUACCCUGACACCAAAACAUUAUAAUCCACAAUGCGCCCCCUAACCCCCCUGCUCCUAACCCUCGCCGCCACCAGCGCGCGCGCAAUCGACUACUCCUCCCUCCACUGCCCCACGGACCCAACCAGCACCCUCGAAACACCCACCUACGGCACCUCCGGCGCAAUCUUCACCAUCUGUUCCGAACUCCUAAUCAACGCCCCCCCGAUAUCCGCCUACAGCGCCAUUCUAGACUUCAACUCCUACCCCCUCUGGAACACCUUCAUAAUCUCCGUCGGCCUGCCCUCCAACGUAACCACCACACCGGGCGAUAUAUACAUCUCCAUGCCCAUGAGCUUCAUCUCCAACGGCCUAAUCUCCGGUAUCAACACCACAAGCACGGAAGUAAUAAGCCUAUUCGACGCCACGGGAACAGAUGGGUAUUUAGUCAAUGCAUGGCACUACGACGACGGUUUCGGCGGGAUCGGAGCGCGUGCCGAGCAUCCGAAUGUAUUCGUUGAUUUAGGGAACGGGUCCACGCGGUACUUGUCGUAUGAAACUUAUUAUGCGGGUUUGACGACGGGUACGAUAGGCUUGUUGAGGGAGCAGUUGCAGCAUGAGUGGGAUGUGCAGGCGCAGGAUUUGAAGGCUUAUGUUGAGGGGAAGUAUUAACUGUAUUCAUUAUCUACUGCCUAUAGUUCCCGCAAAUAAUGAUACUACG
Hypoxylon trugodes is the source of this 1375-nucleotide messenger RNA. RefSeq lists its product as uncharacterized. The transcript has a single exon. The coding region runs from base 709 to 1326 and encodes 205 amino acids. The record is from RefSeq and is a predicted model, not a curated record. Lineage: Eukaryota; Fungi; Ascomycota; Sordariomycetes; Xylariales; Hypoxylaceae.